Messenger RNA from Saprolegnia diclina VS20, 2130 nucleotides. RefSeq lists its product as hypothetical. The record is from RefSeq and is a predicted model, not a curated record. The transcript has 2 exons. Bases 1 to 2130 code for a protein of 709 amino acids. Gene Ontology annotation, molecular function: protein binding. Lineage: Eukaryota; Oomycota; Saprolegniomycetes; Saprolegniales; Saprolegniaceae.
AUGGACCAUCGACACCAAGGGCUCCUCUUGCGCUGGCAGCAGAACCGUCUCCAGAUCCGGUACCAUAGCCUUCAGAUGCGUCGCUACAUGCUUCAGCGCCAGGACCAGCGCGACCCGAACGAGAUGCGGCUCAUGCUCGACGACUACCUGCGCGACCACGGGCGCAUGCAGCGCCUUGCCCGCCUCGAGCUGCGCGAGAUGCGCGCCAAUCAGUUCCACCCGAUGGUGGCUCGCCGCCAGUACCCGUUCGUGCGCGACGUGCUCGAUGACACGGACAUGAACACGGAUGACGAGAUUGUCGUCGCACCGCCUGUGCCCCGGCGCCGGGCCGUCUCGCUCGAUGUCAACAUGCACAAGCAAAUCAACGUGCCGCGCAUCACGUUGGACGCGAUCCAGAUCAAGGGGCUCCGCCACGAGAGCUACGAAGCGCCACCAACCGCGUACCAGCCCCAUGGCAAUGAAGAGCCGCUCGUGUUGCAGCGCCGUUUCGUCCAGGAUCGCAUUGCCGUGCUGUCGCGCAUGAAGUCGCGACUGACGUCCAUUCCAGGUGACGAUCGCUGGGCGACGCAGCUUGUGCUCAAUCGGCACAGCAUUGACCAGCCCGUUCCGAUGCAAGGCGGGCUCACGGCCCUCCAUGGCCUUGAAGAGCUCGUCUUGGCCUUCCUCGAUGGCCCAAGUCUGCUCAAGUGCACGCUCACUUGCGUGCGUUGGAGCCGCCUUUGCCGCCAGGACACGCUCUGGGAGAAGCUCCUCGUGUCGCCAAACGAAGGCUACCCGCUGCGCACGCUCAUGUCGUGCCCUCGCCCGACACCUGCGAUCCAAGUGUACAUGCUCUUCUACACGAGCGGCCUCGCAAUGGGGCCAGCAUUUGUACAGCAAGAGUUUGUGCCUGAUGAAACGAGCGAGGCGGCGCCGACCUCGUCGCGCCACCGCGACCUCUCGCAGCUCGUCGAGACGACUCCGAUUGGCAGCGUCCAUGUCUCGCGCCUCUUGUCGACCAAGAAAAACUGGUCGAACGCGCUUCUCUUUCCGACCGAGACGGCGCAUUUGCACGCCCUAUCGUGCACGACGCUCAAGGCGUGGCUCGGGAAGCACUCGCCGCUGCCGCCCGAGACGCUCCGGUCGUUUUGCUUUCAGCUGCUCCACGGCUGCAUGGCUCUGGACGCUGCUGGUAUAGCGCACACGGACCUCUCGCUCAAGCACGUGCUCGCAUUUCCAACCAACACGGCGCCGCCCGGCGUGCCCCUUCUGCGCAUCGACGGCCACGGCGCGUGGGAGCGCAAGAGCGGCCAGUAUGACCACGAAAGCGCGGUCUGGAGCUUGAUCUUUACGACGCAGAACCGCGAAGAGAGUCGGUGGAAAAACCUACUGUGUAGCUACCUCUACUUGAUUCUGGACGUGUGCCUUGAAGGGCGGCUCGCGAACCUGCGCCAGCAGUCGCUGCUCCACUGCCUCGCGAUGGACCGGCACAGCAUGCCGCGCGACUUUCGUAGCCUCGCCGAGCACGGCGCGUACCUCUUGUACCACAAUAUGCCCAUGGACAAUCUGCUCCUUCAUCCGUACUUGACGCAGACGCCGUGGGACGCGGUCGACUGGCUCCGCGAGCUGCACCCGCCGCGCGACCAGACAACGUACCUUGAGAACAUCCUCGCGCUCUACGCUACGCCACUGCCACCAUCGACGUCGACGUCGGCGCGCCCGAUCCCCGUGCCCGUCUCGGACAUUGGCCCGCGCUGCCUCCAUACGGCGGUCGGGGAGGCCGGGCUGCUAGCGAAUCGGUUUACGUGCAUCCGUGCGCCGGCCGACGCGACCUCGUACUGGAUGCAAGCGCUGGCGUCGAGCCAGAGCGCGACGCUGGUGCGCCUCGACUUGUCGGCGCUCGAGCUCUCGAGCUCGACGAUUCUCCAAGGGCUGAGCUUGCUCCCGCACAUUACAGACCUCAAGCUGCCCAAAGCGAUGCUUCGGGAAAGCAACAUUGAGCGCUUUGUGGUUGCCUUUGCCAACAGCCUCCUCCCAGCACUCUCGACGGUCGAAGACGCCUUCUUGGUCGCCGUGCGCCGUAUGGAAGAGUCGUACGUCAAGCAGCUCGAGAUGGUCGACUUUCUCUUGCAGCCAACGCGCGCCGUGUAG